Molecule: messenger RNA, 12361 nt
Organism: Melanotaenia boesemani (Boeseman's rainbowfish)
Lineage: Eukaryota; Metazoa; Chordata; Actinopteri; Atheriniformes; Melanotaeniidae
Gene: col7a1
Product: collagen, type VII, alpha 1
Exons: 119
Coding region: 326-9601 (3091 amino acids)
Molecular function (GO): protein binding; serine-type endopeptidase inhibitor activity
Source: RefSeq, a predicted model, not a curated record
CUCCCCUUCAGGCAUCCCAACAAGUCUGGACUGUUCUGCUGCGGCUUGAGUUCAACUUUUCCUGCGCAGCCUCGGGACUCAGAAACAGCUUCCCUCUACUGACACCACUCUGCAGGGAUGCAGCGGUAGCAGCUCGGGUUUUCAGCGGGUCAGUGGCAUUAUCUUGAUCUUUUGGACGUUGUGACGCUGGACACCGUUGACUGUGUAUAAUAGCGCGUGGCCCCGCAUUGCACGGAAAUCUCAGGUUGGAUAUGCCACAGGUGGAAAAGUGGGCAACGGCAGGCGGUGGCCCGGUAUACGGAGCAGAGUUUAUCAGGUUGUGAAGAUGAGGAGCUGGGUUUUCAUUGUGACGGUCCUGCUGUCCUCCAUUAAACAAGCUGAAGCUCAGGGCAGGUGUAAUAAUGUACAAGCUGCAGAUAUUGUUUUCCUGAUUGAUGGUUCUUCCAGCAUUGGCCGAGCAAACUUCCUGCAGGUUAAAGGCUUCAUAGCUGGCAUUGUAAAACCAUUUGCCAGCUCUGUCAGCGAGUCAGGGAUUCGCUUUGGGGCUGUACAGUACAGUGACACCUCAAGGGUUGAGUUCACUUUCAAUGCAUAUGUGAAUGGCACUGAGCUUGUCAACGCAGUGCAGAAUUUAAACUAUAAAGGUGGAAACACACGGACUGGAGCUGGUCUCAAGUUUGUUGCAGACAACUUCUUCAACCCUUCUUCCAGUCGGGGUGUCCCAAAGGUUACUAUCCUGAUCACAGAUGGGAAAUCACAGGACGAUGUGCAGGAACCCUCACAGAAGCUGCGCAGUCAAGGAGUCAGUGUUUUUGCAGUUGGUAUAAAGAGUGCUGACAGGAGUGAAUUGGCUCAGAUAUCCUCGCAGCCCAGCAGCGAUUUCACUUCUUUUGUUGGGGACUUUAAACUACUGAACACACUUCUUCCACUUGUAAGUCCUCAAGUGUGUUCAGUAGCAGGAGGAGUCUAUGCAAGCGAUGAAGCAUUUUCUGGUCCAUCCAACAUUCAGUUCACUGGCCAGACGACGGAUUCUCUCAGGUUUCGCUGGAGUCCUGCUGGGGGCCCUGUGAGUGGCUAUGCCAUUCAGUAUGUGCCACUCUCUGGCUUGGGUCAACCAAUUGUAACAGAACUGCGUCAGACGACUGUCCCAGCUAGUCAGAGGACUUUCACUGCACGAGAUCUUAGGUCAGGAACAGACUACCUGGUAACUGUUAUCACUCAGUACCCCAACAGUGUGGGAGAGUCUUCGUCUGCCAAACAACGAACAAGGUCAUUGCCAGGUGUCUCCAGUCUACGCUUGGUUCAGGCAAGCUUCUUCUCUCUCUCUGUGGGAUGGGAUCAGCCUUCAACGUCUGUCCAAGGCUAUAGGAUCACCUAUGGACCACGAGGUCAGCCAGCAGCUCAGCUGUUGGAGCAGUCACUGUCUGCAGAGACCACAACUGUCACCUUGGAGUCCCUUCAGCCAGACACAGAGUACGUCAUCAACCUCUACCCCUUGUUCCCCCGAAAUGCUGCGUCCCCAUCCAUCCUCAAUGCUCGCACAUUGCGCCUGGAGGCAGUGCAGCAGUUGUCAGUGGAGACAGUGUCGGAGGGCAGUGUUCGUGUACGGUGGAGAGGUGUCAAAGGCGCACAAGCAUAUCGUUUGGUUUGGGGACCAUUUACAGGUCGUAACGUUGAGACUGUGGAGGUUGCUGGCGAUAGCGAAUUCUACACUUUGUCCAGGCUGCUGCCAGAUACUGAAUACAUUGUCACCAUCAUCCCACUUUAUGAGCGCAACACAGAGGGCCCUGUAGCAACAGCCAGAUUCAAAAUAGAGCGCCAGGAGCAGCAGACCCUAAGAGCAACUACCACCAGCCCCACUUCAAUCCUCCUCAACUGGAGGCUCAUCCAGUCUUCUCGGGGGUACCGCCUGGAGUGGAGGGAAGGGGAAGGAAGUCGGGCAGAGAGCCUGUCCUUUCCAAGAGGCACCAUUAGCUAUGAGCUAACAGGCCUACGAGCCAACACAGAAUACCUCAUCACCCUUUACACCCUGUUUGAUGGCCGUGAGGAGGCCACACCAGUCUCCACAACAUCCAGAGAAGAGCAGCCAGUGGGAAGGGUGUCCAACCUGAGAGUGGUGGAGUCUCUGGGCAGCACAGUUAGACUUGGCUGGACGGGUGUAGCUGGGGCCACACAGUAUCGAGUCAUUAUCUUGAACACAGAGGUGGGAACAGAAGAAAUCCGAAUCAUCCCUGGAAACCAGACAACCCUUGACCUCAGAGACCUGAUCGUGGGAGUGUCGUAUGGUGUCAGUGUCAUGGCGCUCGUGGGAGAAAAUGAAGGAGAAGCCAUUACAGUCUAUAUCAAACCAGAACAAGGUGCAGGCAGAGUGACCAAUCUCAGAGUAACAAAUUCAAACAGUCGGAGAAUACGAAUUGCCUGGGAAGCCGUAACUGGAGCAACAGGGUACAGAGUUACUUGGAGACAAGGCAACAGUGCAGAGCAAUCCAAUCUACUGGGAGCAGAAGUCACAGCUUUUACUAUUGACGGCCUGCAACCCGAUGAGGGUUUGGUAGUUGGUGUUGCAGUUGUUGUUGAUCAGCGUGUUGGAGAAGCAGUCACACUGUCUGCACGGACUAGUCCCUCCAAUGGAGCAUUGCCAGGCCUUCGCAUCAUUGAUGUUUCAGCUCAGAGGAUACGCAUUGCAUGGUCAGUUUCUUCUAGGGCAACUGGAUAUAAGAUCACUUGGCGUCGUGAUGAUGGAGUUGAAACGACUCGUACUGUAGCUGCUGAUGUUUUUUCCUACACCAUUGAUGGGUUGAAGGCAAAUGCAGCCUACACUGUGGAAGUUUCUGCUUUGGUUGGCUCUCGAGAGGGAACUCCUUCCACUCUGAAUAUUAGGACAGAAUCAGAUCAGUCAGUUGUUGGGGCUGUGACGUCACUGCAAGUCCAGGAGACCCGAGGAGAGGUCGUCCGGGUCACUUGGGUUGGUGUGCAGGGAGCAACAGCUUAUCGUGUGUCUUGGAGGAGAACGGAUGGUGGUGAAGAGCGGAGUCAGCUGGUGGGUGGGGAUGUCACAGCAGUGGAAUUGAAGCAGCUUGAUCCUGGAGCUCAGUAUGAGGUGCAGGUCAUGGCUUUAGUUCAAAACAGAGAGGGAACCCCUGUCUCUGUCAGAGUCACCACACCUGGUUAUAUUACCCCACCACCUUUAGUACCUACCACUACUUUACGUGUGACAGAGGUUACUCAGAACUCUGUGCGGCUGGGCUGGACUGCUCUUCCAGGUGCAACAGGUUACAUUCUGCGCUGGAAAGGGGAGACAGAUAUUGGUCGAGGCUUGUCUGUUACACUACCUCCCUCAUCCAGCUCUUACCUGGUGACGGGGCUGCGUUUGGGCCGUCGUUACAGAUUUAUCAUACAGCCCACCUUUGGGAGCGGACUGGGAACGGAGACCUUUGUAGAUGAACGCACUGUGUGUGUGGAUGGACGUCUGGAUCUGGUGUUUGUAGUGCCUGCAUCUACCGAUCGGAUUGCUCUGGCAAGACCUCUGCGUGAGCUCAUCACAAGUGUAUCAGGGUCACUCGCCACUAUUGGACCCCGCGACUCACAGGUGGGGAUUGUGGUUUAUGGCUUUAGACCCAAAAUAUGGUUCCUGCUCAAUCGCCACAGCAGAUCGGACACAUUGCUCCAAGAGAUCCAGUCCACACCCUUUGAUGAAAGCCCAGGCAGUAAUAUUGGUGAGGCAGUGACAUUCACCCAACAGUACCUCCUCACUCCUCAAGCCGGACGGAGACAAAGGGUGCCUGGUGCUGUUGUCAUCAUUGCAGACAGAAAAUCUGCAGACAACCUGACUCUUGCAGCCAGCAGUUUCAGAGGUACAGGUGUGACAGUGCUAGCAGUGGGUGUAGCGCAAGCAGACACUGAGGAGCUGCGUCGUGCUGUGACGGAUCGCAGCACCCAGAACAUCCUGUACACCCGUGAUGCAGCACGGCUUAACACUGAUCUGGCUGCUGACCUGGCAGACCUGCUCUGUGGGGUAGCCAGAAUACCUGAGGUUUCUCCUGGUCCAGAUCAGUGUACUAUUCAAUGUCCUCAGGGUGAGAAAGGAGAUCGUGGAGAGAAGGGUGAGAGAGGUAGAGAUGGCAUAGAUGGACGCAAGGGGGAUCCUGGUCGUGAUGGUUUGCCAGGGAGAGAAGGUCCCAGAGGCCCAGAAGGACGCCCAGGUACACCAGGUCAAACUUUCCCUUUUGACCCUUCUCUGGGGGUAAAAGGGGAGAAAGGGGAGAGAGGGUUCCCUGGCGUUGAUGGGAAUCCAGGGUUGCCAGGCCGACCAGGUGCUCCUGGAAAUGCAGGUGUCCCUGGUUCGCAGGGUCUACCUGGAGUCAGAGGAAACCAAGGUGAACCAGGAGGACCAGGGCUAACGGGGCCAAAGGGCAAUAAGGGUGAAAGGGGUGAACCAGGUUCAGCUAUAUCUGGUGGAGGUCUUCCAGGGAGGAAGGGAGAACCAGGCAUCCCGGGAAUGCCUGGUACUGCAGGUCAACCGGGCAGUAGUGGGGUCAAAGGAGCCCCUGGUGAUCCAGGGACGCCGGGUCAGGAUGGGCGUCCAGGGAUACCAGGAACACCAGGACUUUCUAUCAAGGGAGAUAAGGGCAGCCCAGGAGAGAGGGGACCACCAGGAGUAGGCAGUGGGGUGGCUGUGAAGGGCGAGAAGGGCUCCCCUGGUAUUUCUGGAGCUCCAGGGGCUCAAGGUCCUAGAGGACCAAUAGGAGCAGAGGGCAGGAAAGGAGAAAAGGGGGAUGAUGCUGUUGGGUUGCCAGGACCUCCAGGAAAGCAAGGAGAGCCUGGGGACAAGGGUUCCCGUGGGCCUGCUGGUGAAUUUGGCAGCAAGGGCGACCGAGGACAGCCGGGUGAGCCUGGAUCACAGGGAGACAGGGGUGAGAGAGGACCAGCUGGCGAGCCUGGGGAGAGAGGGGACCCAGGGAAGGCAGGGAUUGGAGGAACACCUGGGCUGAGAGGUUUACCGGGACCCAGCGGACCACCAGGAGAAAAGGGAAAUGAAGGUGCACGAGGAGAGCCUGGCAGAAGUGCCACAGGUUUACCAGGAAAGAAAGGAGAACAGGGUGAACGAGGCCUGGCUGGUCUUGAUGGUCAAAGAGGAGAGAAGGGAGUAUUGGGACAAAAAGGAGAGAGAGGUGCUCCAGGUUCAGGAGGGUCAGAUGCUGGUGGAUCUAAAGGGGAACCAGGAGAGCGAGGUCUUCCUGGUAUUAGUGGACGACCAGGUGCCAAGGGAGACCCAGGUGAACCAGGAGAGCAAGGAGAAAAUGGGCGUCCAGGAAUCCCAGGAAAGCCUGGUCUCCCAGGAAAAGAGGGAGAGAAAGGAGACAAGGGUGAUGAGGGCACGCCUGGAGAAUCUGGACUUCCAGGGAAACCAGGAGAAAGAGGGUUACGAGGACUGGCUGGUCAGCCAGGACGACCAGGAGAGAAAGGAGACAUGGGAGACCCAGGAGAGCAUGGACGAAAUGGCAGCCCUGGACCUGCUGGACCGAGAGGAGAGAAAGGAGAGCAGGGACCUCAAGGGCCUCCGGGACCACCAGGAAAAGUGGCUGACAUCCAGGGCCAGCUGAAAGGAGAGAGAGGAGAGAAGGGUGAUGCUGGCGACCCAGGAGAGCAUGGCAGCAAAGGUCAGAAAGGCGAAUCAGGGACUCCCGGAGCUCCAGGCCUGCGAGGUCCAGAGGGAACACGGGGGCCCGCAGGCGUAAGAGGUGACACUGGAGAAAGAGGAGCACCUGGAGACAAGGGAGAAAGAGGAGCAUCUGGCCUAGAUGGGCGUCCCGGUCUGGAUGGUAAAGUAGGUGCUCCUGGACCUCCUGGACAAAGGGGUGAUCCUGGGAAACAGGGAGACUCUGGGAGAGAUGGAUUACCUGGACUAAGAGGGGAACAGGGUCCCCAGGGAUCUGUUGGUCCUCCAGGGAAUCCAGGAACACCUGGAAAAGCAGGUGAAGAUGGAAAACCUGGCCUUCCUGGCAAAAUGGGUGAAGAUGGAGUGCCAGGUGAAGAUGGGAGAAAGGGUGACAAAGGAGAAGCUGGAGCAGCUGGAAGAGAUGGCCGUGAUGGUCAGAAAGGGGACCGUGGUCCGUCUGGGCCUAUAGGACCUUCUGGUCCCCCAGGACCUUCUGGACUGCCUGGCAGCAUUGGGCCUCCUGGGCAGGUUGUGUAUGUAAAAGGAGUUGAAGCUACACCGAUCCCAGGUCCACAGGGGCCUCCAGGAACGCCUGGGGUCCCUGGAAUUCCAGGAGCUGUGGGAGCCCGUGGAGAAAGAGGUUUAACUGGCCUUAAAGGUGAAGCUGGAGACCCUGGAGAGGAUGGGGCUCCGGGUAAACCUGGGACAGCAGUGGAUGUACAAAAAGCUCUUGCAAGCAUUGGCAUUCAGGUGUCUGAUCUGAAGGUGGUUGUGGACAGAAAGGACACAAUACUGGUUCCUGUUGUGCCAGAGACAGAGAAGGGUGCAAAGGGAGACAGGGGCGAAUCAGGACCGAGAGGCCCAGCUGGUGCAGAUGGUGUCCGUGGUUUAUCAGGAGAGAGGGGGGCCAAAGGAGAACAAGGGGAGAGAGGAUCAAUAGGACCAACUGGGCCUCCAGGAAGAGCCAUUGGAGAACGAGGACCAGAGGGUGCACCGGGACCUGCUGGAGAGCCUGGUAAGCCAGGAAUACCUGGUGUUCCUGGAAGAGCAGGUGAACUCGGGGAGGCUGGAAGACCAGGAGAGAAGGGUGAGAGAGGAGAGAAAGGUGACAAAGGAGAAUCUGGUCGAACUGGAUUAACAGGACCAGCAGGUCCACCAGGUCAAAAGGGAGCGUCUGCUGACUCGGUACUGGUUGGUUCCCCCGGACUCAGAGGUCCUCCAGGACUGGCAGGAGAGAAGGGAGAGCCCGGUGCUCCAGGACUAUUGGGAUCCAAAGGAGAUCGGGGUUUUGUUGGACCACGGGGUGAAAAAGGAGACAAGGGAGAGUUUGGAGAAAAAGGACGUGAUGGCUUCACGGGUGCACCAGGAGAACCAGGAAAACCUGGUCAGGAUGGGAAACCGGGCUUGCCUGGGUUCCCAGGAGUUCUAGGCAGACCGGGAAACCCAGGAGAUCCUGGCAUGAGGGGACCAACUGGCCCCAUGGGUCCCACCGGUCUGCCAGGUCCACAAGGUGUGAAGGGUAAUCAAGGAGAAGCAGGCAUAGGUGUCCAGGGUCCACCCGGUGCUCAGGGAAGCACAGGUCUGCCAGGUCCACCAGGUCCCCCAGGAGCUGUGGGUCCACAAGGCCCCCCAGGCCUGUCAGGGCAGGUGGGUGAAUCUGGUAAACCUGGAGUUCCUGGAAGAGACGGAGUCCCUGGUAAAGAGGGAAUACCUGGAUUACCAGGAAAGCAGGGCAUUGCUGGACCUCCAGGUCAGCCUGGCUUUAAAGGGGAGCAGGGAGACAGCGGCCCUCCUGGGAAGGCUGUGGCUGGACCCCCAGGGCCUAAAGGAGAGAGGGGUCCUCCUGGCCUAACACUGCCUGGCAUAGCUGGAGAGCAAGGUCUAUCCGGAGAAAAGGGUAACAAGGGAGACAAAGGUCCUGCUGGCAUCAAAGGAGAAAGAGGAGUGGUUGGUGAACAGGGUGAGCAUGGAGAGGAUGGGGCACCGGGAUCUCCUGGGCCAAAAGGAGAUAAGGGAGAGAAAGGCAUCGGACUGGCAGGUCUGCCUGGUCGUAUUGGGCCUCCGGGUUUGAAGGGAGAUCCAGGGCUUCCUGGUCCAGCCGGUCCUCCAGGACCUCAGGGGAAGUCAGGGGACCCUGGGCAGCCUGGUGUGAGAGGAGAAAAUGGACAACCAGGACCUUCUGGACCCCCAGGGGAGAGGGGUCUCCAAGGAAUUGCAGGCCGUGCAGGAAAUGUUGGACCUCCUGGUCCUCCAGGACCUGCUGGACAGGCAGGCUCUGCUGGCACUAAUGGGGUCAAAGGGGACAAGGGGGGAGUCGGUGUUGGGAUCCCUGGUGCAAGAGGAGAAAGAGGAGAUCCAGGGCCUAGAGGCGAGGAGGGUCGACCUGGCUUGGAUGGGGAGAGAGGACCAACAGGUCCCCCAGGGAUGAGAGGCAUUCGAGGAGAGAAGGGAGACGGCGGCCUGUCAGGUGACAAAGGAGACAAGGGGGAUACGGUGCUGGUGGGAGGACCACCUGGAGAAAAGGGCAACAAAGGAGAAACAGGUGACAGAGGACCAAAAGGUUCACAAGGAGAAAAGGGGGUAAAGGGUCAAGAAGGUCCAACAGGAGAGCAGGGUCAGAGGGGAGAACCUGGAGAACGUGGAUCCACUGGAUUCCCAGGAGCCCGUGGCCCCGGUGGACAGAAGGGAGAAGCGGGUCAACCUGGAGUACCUGGUGAAUCGGGUUUACCUGGAAAAGAUGGACUGCCAGGACUUACAGGGACAAAGGGAGAACUUGGUAUCACAGGAAUGAGAGGAAUCAAGGGUGACCGUGGACCCAAGGGGGUUUGUGGAAGCGAUGGACCUAAAGGAGACAAGGGGGAUUCUGGUGUUAAUGGACGAUCAGGCCUACCGGGAAGAAAAGGUGAACAGGGGGAUGUUGGGCCUGCUGGGGCCCCUGGGAGCCCUGGAAAAGAGGGACUAGUUGGUCCCAAGGGUGACCGUGGUUUUGAUGGGGUUGCUGGAUCCAAAGGAAGUCAGGGAGAGAAAGGUGAAAGGGGGCCACCUGGUGUGCCUGGUCCUCCUGGUCCCAGAGGAGUGGAUGGGACCCCUGGUUUGACUGGCCCACAAGGACCAGCUGGUAGUAAAGGUCCUGAGGGGCUUCAAGGACAGAAGGGAGAGAGAGGUCCAAUUGGUCCUGCCAUGAUUGGUCCACGUGGUGUCCCAGGGAUCCCCGGGGAGCGAGGAGAACUGGGAGAAAUGGGGCCAGAUGGAGCCAAGGGAGACAGAGGAGAUCCAGGCAUGACGGAAGAUGAGAUCAGAGAGUAUGUUCGCUCUGAGAUGAGUCACCACUGCGCAUGUGGAGGUUCAGGCCCAGACACUCGGUCCAAGCCCGCAGUCAGGGCUCGGCCUGCUACAGAGCAACAACUGGUACUGAACGGGGACAAGGGCCGUGAACUGCGUGUGGUGGUGAACACCAAUGACCCAGACUACGAGCACAUCUACUCCAUCGAGGCCCUGGAUGACCCUGCAGAUGAACUACUCUACUUCUCUGCUCCCUCAGCCAAUCUGACCGAUGGUGAGGGUGACAAAAAGGAUUCUGAGAAAACAGUCAAAGUUGAACCAAAAAAAUCAGCGAAUGCUGAAAUUCAAAAAACAUCAACAGAUGAUUUUCAAAAAGCAGGCGAAGUUGUGCCUCUGACAGCAGACAAAUCCAAAUCAGUCAGGGCCAAGAGGAGAGUCAAAGAGGAAGUUCCAGCAGACCUGUGCCUGCUGCCCAUGGAUGAGGGUAGCUGUACACGAUACACUCUCCGCUGGUACUUCAACAGUCAGGUUCAAGCCUGCAGGCCCUUCAUAUACAGCGGCUGUGAAGGGAACGACAACCGCUUCAUUCACCAGGAGGAGUGUGAGGAGGUCUGCCUCGGUGAGGCUGAAGGUGCAGGUCCUCAUCUGACAGCACGAUGAUGGUGACCAACUCCUUGUCUGCCAGAGGACUGUUUGCCUUUAAAUAGAUUUUUAUUGAUCAUUAUGUUGUCAAAUUUUUCCAGUUUUGUUGUUUUUUUAAUUUAUCAUUUCUUUGAACCCCCAAAAUAGAUUUCAUGAGGCUAAAAUUAAACUUUAAAGUUGUGCAUUGAGUAAGCAAAAAUAUUUUUAAUGAUUUCACACUGAAAUAGAGUUUAUUUACUUAUUUCCUAGACUUUGAUUUAUUUUUCUCAGUUUUGUCUGCCUUCUUAUGUAGUUAGUGGCUGCAUACAAGGAGGAGCAAAUGACAUAAUCCACCUUAGCAUGAACUGAAAUAAAGUAAAAACAAGUUUGGCAAAGCUCAUCAUGUUUUGGUUACUGUGGCUGUUUUAAGUCAUUACAGCAUGUAUUUAUACUUGGCGUCAAUUAGACACCUUACUAUCUAAACAAGAGUUAAUUCUUUAACAGAAGUGGAACUGAAGGUUAAAUCGCUCAUCGUAAUUUUUUUUUUUUUUUUUAUUAUUAUUCGAUUUCAAAAUUUCAUGUUAAAUAACCCUUGAAAUGUGUGCAUCAUAAAAAAAACAAGAUGAACAGCAGUUAUUUCAAAACAGAUCUGUUCAGUUCCAACUCAACUAAACUGAAUGACGCAUACUGUAUCUCAUAGACAUAAACAAAUGAACAAAGAAUAACAAUGCAUACAUCUAAACACACAAUUUACAAUGCAAACCAAUGAAAAAUGCACAGGAAGUCACAAUCCUUAAUGUGUGUCCAUUGAGUUAUUUUAUCCACAGUUUUUAUUAAUAUUCACUUAUUGACAUAGAUGUCAUGGAAAUAUUGAGCUUUCAGUUUUUUUAUAGACCUUUAUCAGGAAAAUCUCCUAAAUUUGGUGUAAACGUUUCUAUUUAUUCAGGGCCUACAGUAAGUGGCACCGGGUCAAAAUUUUUGACACAUCAUGACUAAUAUUUCCUAUUUCCGACAAGAAGAUAAACUGACACUGGUGUUCCAGCGCCUCCCAGGUCAUGGCAGGCCUGUGCAUUGGUGGUCCUGGUUGUUCAUGACCAUCAUUAACAAUUUCCUCUCAGCUAAGGCUGACAGCAGACCGCAGGCUUUCACAAAAUUACUUUUUAUUGAGCUAUUUUUAAGUGGAAAUCUUAAAAAAUGGCUUCAAGAGACAUUCUUGACUUGUAUAGAUUUAUACUUUUUUUUGUAUAUCUGCACUUUCCUUGAACUUUCCCAUUCUACUGUGUGUAGCAUGGGAAUGCCUCAGCUGCAGCGCCUCUGCAAACAUGCCUUUGAAUGGCUCUUUUUCUGUUUGGAUGACAUACAACUUAAAUAAAUUCAGCACUUUUGUAGAAUCUCGAAAGCCCAGUUUGAGCCAUGACAUUCAUUCCCAUAAUAAGUGCAGUUUGCAAAGCUAAUGCAAAUCCAAGAGAAAAAAACACAAGAGGUGAAUUUGCUCCCUCAACACAAAACACAAACCUCCAAAUAAGUAAACAUGAAACCAAACAUGUUUACUAAAAGGCUAUUGUACAAUAAGGUCUGACAUCUUCAGUUAUAUUCCUUUGUAGACAAAAUCAUUGGUCUUGCUAUGUACUUAGAAAAGUACAUUAUGGGCUCUUGAGUUAUUCCGUUCCAUCCCAAAUUACUUAAGUUUUUUUUUAAUGUUGAUCUUUUGGUUAUGGUUCUCUCCACAAAGAAACAAGUCACUUGAAUUUAGAAUGACUUUUCCAGUUUAUCUUUUUUUUCUAAGAAAUUAAAUCUUUUAAUUAAGUAAGGCAACUAUUGGCUAAAAAUAAAGCCCCCUGAAAAUAACAUUCAGUGUACUGUAGAUCCUCUGCGUGAUGUACAGCAUGUGACACAUAAAUGACAAAACAAUAAUUAUAUUGGUUGUAUUUGAGCAGAGCUACAAGAGUUGACUGAUGUAUUUUUGGAGCUUUGUAAUUUCUUUUUCAACAGAUAAAAGCUAAAUAUGUGGAAGCACAGAAAGCUACCAGCCUUUUUUAGCUUUAGCUCCAGCUCCAGGUGAAGUAGUUGUCACAUUUCUCCCUGAAGCUGCUACAUUUAUUGGCUUUCUGCAAAGCUUAAUCUAUAUUUUUACCCCCUUUUUAAAAUAUAUAUGUAUUUUAACUUCAAGAAAAAUUAAAUGCUAUUUCAUCUAUAAACUGUACAUCAAAAAUAUUCACUAUACGCAGAAAAAGUGACUUGUUUUUUUAUUUUGCUUUGGUUAUUUUGUACAUUAUCUGAUACUGUUGUCUUUUCUGCAAAGUUUAAAAUAGAUGAUUAAGUCGAAACGACUCGUAUUCACAUCCAGACCCUCAAAGCUGCCUGGCACUGUCUACAAAUGUGUUUACAUGCACAUUAGCUUUCAGGUUUUAAAUCUUUUCCAGGAUUUUGCUGCAUUCUUGUUGUGAUAUUAACAUGACACUUUACAUCACUGUUGUCACAAUCAUUUUGUUUCUGAUCAUGUGUGUAUAUUUGAAUGUAAUUUCUCAUCAUCUCAACCACAAUGAUUUUUAUUAGAAAAGAAUGUCCAGGAGCCUGAACUUGGUGUCACAGUAUCCUGGUUUCUAUCCGAGUGCUUCAGCUUGCUUGUCUGGGUUUUAGUAAAAUUCCUAAAAAGAAACAUAUUUACAUGCUUGUUACAGACACAAAUUAUUAAAAAAAAAAAUCCCAUCAUAUACAGGAUCGUAGUGUGUAUGUAAAAAAGAAUAUUUGCCUCCAGGGUACCUGCUUUGCCAACAUAACUUCUCCUAUUUUUUUAAA